GAUUCCACCAUAUAAAAAUAGCAAGAACCAGCAUCGAACGGAUGAUGUUCAUCCUCUCUCUCUCUCUCUCUCUCUCUCUCUCUCUCUGUGAGGGCUGUGAGUUGACUUAGUUACAGCGGGUACUCCAAAGUCCAAAGAGGGCUUGUUUCUUGUGUGGGGUCGCACCUCAGGAGUUAGGAGAAUCUUGGACUCGCGCAAUAGCGAAGAAUUCCGUAGAGCGUUUGGAGACGCAGAUGAUUACUAUGGCCUAGAGGGAGGUCCUUUCUUGUGCAGGGAAUAUCGCAGCUAGAGACAUACAGCCUCUUUUGGAGCUUUCUCUCUCUCUCUCUCUCUCUCUCACAGAUGAGAUCUUGAUUUUUGCAAGAGUUUCUUGCUUGUGAGUACUUGAGGAGAGCAGGAAAAAAGACCAAAGGAAAUUUUAAGUUGCUUCCGUGAGAAUCUCCUGGAAUCUUUCUUCAUAGUUAAAUCAGCGGAUUACUUCUGGAGAACAUGUGGAGAAAUGGCCUUAUCUUCUUGUUUCUUUUCAAUCCUUGUGAUUCGCCGCUCGAACGUUGUGAUUGUCCAAACACUUUAUGAACCCAAGUUUGUCCUUCUUGCGUCAAUAACGGCUGCUUUAAUCCGAGGUUCUCCCCAGCUUGACUCUAACUGCAUAUGCAUAAGAUAGAAGCAUGAAGUUGUCUUAAUUCGAUGGAUCUGAGAAUCUUCUCUUUUCUUGGUUUUGGAGUUGGAUUGUCUAAUUUAUCUUGGUUUGGUUGGUAAAUUCAAGCUACCAAUCUGUUGACAUUGCAUGUUAUUGGGCUUAUCUUAGUAGAAGGGUGAUUUCCUGCACGAUUCGGAUGGAAUAACAUCCAGGGGUUGGAAAAUAAAAAUGGAGGACGCUGUCUUCUCACCAAUCCUAAUGCCCAGCACAGCUCCGGAUUCAUCCAUGGACAUCGACUACAUGGAUGAACUGUUGCUAGACGGAUGCUGGUUGGAGACUAUGAAUGGAUCCGAAUUCCUCCAACAGAGCCCUCCCAGUUUUAGUGCCUUUUUUGGCUCUCCAUUUCAAUGGCCUGCUCUAGAAAAUAUUGAGUGCAACUCCAGCGCUGACCAGCUUCAAAAGAACAACCAAGUGGAUAUGCAGACACCAUUGCUCCCCGGAGAUUCUCCUAUGGAAGAAGGCCAAGCAAAACCUCUGGAUAAUCCUCAGUCUCUGAGUGCUGUUGAGUGUUCUACUCAGUCGGAUAAACAUGGUAAUGAAGGAUCUGAUUUCAGAAGAAAAUGGUGGAUUGGGCCGAGGGUGAGUUCGGGUCCAACAAGUUCUGUGAUGGAUAGGUUGAUCCGUGCUCUUGAUUGCAUUCAACGUUCAACAAAAGACAAGGAUGUCCUUAUCCAGAUAUGGGUGCCUCUUAAUAGAGGUGACAAUCGUGUACUCACAACCAAUGACCAGCCCUUUUCACUUAAUCCUAGCAGCAGGAGGCUUUCAAAGUACAGGGAGAUAUCAGUGAAUUAUCAGUUUACAGCCGAGGAGAAUUCCAAGGAAUUGAUGGGAUUACCUAGUCGGGUAUUUUUGAGGAAGGUUCCUGAGUGGACUCCUGAUGUCCGUUUCUUCAGAAGCGAUGAGUAUGCCAGGGUUGAUCAUGCUCAGCAUUUCGAUGUCCGGGGAACACUUGCUCUUCCUGUCUUUGAACGAGGGAGCAGGACUUGCUUGGGUGUUAUUGAAGUUGUGACGACGACCCAGAAAAUCCAGUAUCGGCCUGACAUUGAAAGCGUUCGCAAAGCACUAGAGGCUUGUGAUCUUAGGAUCUCUGAAGUAUUCAGCAAUCACAAUGUAGAGUCACACUCGAAAUCAUAUGAAGCCGCAAUACCUGAGAUUCGUGAAGUCUUAAGCUCCGCCUGCGAGACGCACGGAUUACCACUAGCCCAGACGUGGGUCCCAUGUAGCCAACAAGGUAAAGGAGGUUGUAGGCACUCUGAUGAGAACUAUGUUCACUGCGUUUCUACCGUCGACCAUGCUUGCCAUGUGGCUGAUCCUCGCAUCCAACCAUUUCAUGAGGCUUGUUCUGAGCAUCACUUGCUAAAAGGUCAGGGGGUUGCUGGGAGGGCGUUUCUAACUAACCAACCAUGCUUUUCAUCGGACAUAACUUCUUUGGGAAAAACUGAAUACCCUCUCUCUCACCAUGCAAGAAUGUUUGGGUUGCGAGCCGCAGUCGCUAUCCGUCUAAGGAGUAUCCACACUGGUACAGCCGAUUUUGUGCUAGAGUUCUUCUUACCUGUGGACUGCGAGGAUCAUGACAAACAGAAAAAGAUGCUAGGUUCGCUCUCCAUCAUUAUUCAACAGGUUUGUAAGAAUUUGCGGGUCGUCACCGAGGAGGAGCUGGAGGAGGAAACUGUCUUGCCAGAAAUUCCAGUGCUUUCAGAAGGCAGGCCUCAAGCAGAACACUCGCUGAAGGUGGAAAGAAAUCAUUUGGAGAGGUGCCCUGAAGAAGAUUCGUCCUGGAGUGCUCAUGUUGAGAAAGUUCAACAGAGUGAUACGGUGACUUUGGCAACACAAAAGGCCGGAGCAGGGGAAUUAUUUGUCGAGAAAUCUCUUGAUUUCAGGCAAUUUCAAGACUCGAGUACUGAACGUGGUGAAGAUUGCUCUUUCUAUGGUGAAGGAAGCUGCUCCAAUGCGGCCAGGGGAAAAACAGGAGAUAAGAAACGUACGAAGGCGGAGAAAGCCAUCACCUUGCAAGUUCUUCGUCAGUACUUCGCCGGUAGUCUUAAAGAUGCUGCAAAAAGUCUUGGUGUUUGCCCCACGACCUUGAAAAGGAUAUGCAGGCAACACGGGAUCAAACGUUGGCCAUCUCGAAAAAUCAAUAAGGUCGGUCACUCCUUACAGAAAAUUCAACUUGUAAUGGACACUGUCCAAGGUGGGUUGGGUUCUUUCCAAAUCGGUUCUUUCUACACAAACUUCCCCGAGCUGGCCUCUCCAAAUCUAUCCAUUACCAGUCCCUUAUCUAAUUCAAACCACAGCGAUCACCAGCAACAACUGAGCAUGCAACCAGGAGCCCUGAAUGUUGAUUCCCGGGCUGCUUUGUCGAAGUCGGCGUCAUCAUCGUGCAGUCACAGUUCCAGUUCCAGUCAGUGCUGUUCCAGUGGGAGAAAGCAGCAUCCGUCCAUAGUGGACCUCGUCGCUGAAGGAGAUCAUUUAGUUUCAGAAAACAAUGAGGAUGUUAGUCCUUUAAAAAGUGUCCGAAGUCAUGUAGAAUUAUUACAAGGCUCGAGUCAGGAAGAGCAAAAGCUCCUGCCCAGAUCCCAGAGCCAUAGGUCUUUCGACCCCAACAUGGAGAAUCCGCCGCCAUCACCCAAAUAUGAUUGCCAGGCAUCGCGAGAGGGGGAUCCUCUGAGAGUAAAAGUGGCGUAUGCGAAUGAGAAUAUCCGCUUCCGCAUGCAGAAGAAUUGGGAUCUCAAGGACUUGUGGGGAGAAAUCGCAAUGCGGUUUAGCAUAGAGGACACGAGCGAGUUCGACCUCAAGUACUUGGACGACGACUCCGAGUGGGUACUGCUGACGUGUGAUGCCGACUUGGACGAAUGCAUAGAUGUCAGCAGGUCAUCCCCGGGUAGUACGGUCAAACUCUCGGUCCAAAAGUCUCAUCAUCGUCGUCUAGCAAGUUCUUUGGGCAGCAGUGGCCCUCCACAGAUGUAAGAUGCAUCCUGAUUCUGCGGUCAAGGUUUGCCUCUGAACGGUUGAAAUAUAUUUUCCUAAAAUGUUUGAAGAACCUCUUUCCAUGUGCAUUUUUGAAGAUCUCGCGGGAGAAGAACUGUAAAGUUUGUACCCAGUGGAUGGUACACGGGACUAUCAGCUAGAGAAGAGGCUUCUCAUCUUGAAUGUGCGUGGGAAUAUUUUAGGACAGACCUUUCAGUUACAUUUCCCCUAGAUACGUUUUCUGUUUGUUUUAAAUUGUAUGUUCUUUCAACUGCCAUCAAGUCAAAUAAAGAUGUCGGCAUUCUUACAGGGAAAUGAAAAUGAAGCUUUCUCUCUGGCCACCAAAGAAAAAGAGAAGAAAUUGGGAUUUUCUUCC
Messenger RNA from Rhodamnia argentea, 4043 nucleotides. Its product is annotated as protein NLP4-like. Bases 869 to 3667 code for a protein of 932 amino acids. The transcript is spliced from 5 exons. The record is from RefSeq and is a predicted model, not a curated record. Gene Ontology annotation, molecular function: protein binding; DNA-binding transcription factor activity. Lineage: Eukaryota; Viridiplantae; Streptophyta; Magnoliopsida; Myrtales; Myrtaceae.